Messenger RNA from Sorex araneus (European shrew), 2487 nucleotides. It is a transcript of the gene CAMLG, whose product is annotated as calcium modulating ligand. Gene Ontology annotation, cellular component: GET complex. The transcript has 4 exons. Bases 16 to 1023 code for a protein of 335 amino acids. Lineage: Eukaryota; Metazoa; Chordata; Mammalia; Eulipotyphla; Soricidae. Gene Ontology annotation, biological process: tail-anchored membrane protein insertion into ER membrane. The record is from RefSeq and is a predicted model, not a curated record.
GUGCGGGCGGCGCGCAUGCUCACGUCGCGGCCCUGGCUCCGCUUUGUGGGUGGGCUUAGGGGCGGAGCGGGGACGGGAGUCCAGCGGCAGAGCCUCAAGUCGUGGGCGUCGCGGUGGCCGCAAUCCUCCACUGUGCGGGAGAUGGAGUCGAUGACCGCCCCUCCCGACAACGCGGAGCGGCUGGGGGCCCCGGCGGGCUCGGGUCUGUCGGCUUCCCAGCGUCGCGCUGAGCUGCGGCGGAGAAAACUGCUGAUGAACUCGGAGCAGCGCAUCAACCGGAUCAUGGGCUUCCACAGGCCCGCGGAAGAAGAAAGUCAAAUAAAUUCAAAGUCACAGGACAUCGAUAAACUCAGCUCCCUCAACAUUCCUUCUGUUUCCAAGCGGGUAGUGCUGGGCGAUUCGGUGAGUACAGGCACUCCAGAGCAGCAGAGUGGAGUGGCCGAGGUGAUGGGAACUCCGCUGGGAGAUAAACUGGAUUCGUUGAUGAAACCUCCUGAGUGCAGUAACGAUAUCAACCUGGAGCUGCGGCAGCGCGGCAGAGGGGAACUGACGGCUGAUGCUGGCCAGAGGGGUUCGCGCCACGGCCUCGAACAGUAUCUCUCCAGAUUUGAGGAAGCAAUGAAGCUAAGGAAACAGCUGAUCAGUGAAAAACCCAGUCAAGAGGAUGGAAACGCAUCGGAAGAAUUUGACUCUUUUCGAAUAUUUAGGUUGGUGGGAUGUGCUCUGCUUGCCCUCGGAGUCAGAGCCUUUGUCUGCAAAUAUUUGUCCAUCUUUGCGCCAUUUCUUACAUUACAACUUGCGUACAUGGGACUAUACAAAUAUUUUCCCAAGGGAGAAAAGAAGGUAAAGACAACAGUACUCACAGCUGCACUGCUGUUAUCUGGAAUUCCUGCCGAAGUGAUCAAUCGUUCCAUGGAUACCUAUAGCAAAAUGGGCGAAGUUUUCACAGAUCUCUGUGUCUACUUUUUCACUUUUAUCUUUUGUCACGAACUGCUUGAUUAUUGGGGCUCAGAGGUGCCGUGACACCUGCGGAAUUCCGAAGCAGCUAACAGGGCGGGGAUAAGGCUCAGUGUGGAGCAUUUGCCUUCCCUCUGUGAGGCCCCAGGCUUCAUCCCUGGCACUGCCAAAAAUAAAAACAACAAAAGAAACCCAUUAAAAACCCCAGUCUUUUUCUGAAGUGUCUCUAAAGGAGGCAGAUUGGUUUACACCUUCAUAUUUAAACCUUUACUUAAUAGAAGUUGUAAAACGACUUGAUCAGUGGCAGGUUCCCUGAUUUAGGAGGGUUCCUCUGUAUUGAUACCAGUGCCAUUAAUUGAGCUUUUUCUUGUUUAGUUGGAAUUCCUAGCCCCACUUGACCUUUCAUACUUGCUUCAAUUUGUAAUUCUUGUUUAGGGGCUGAGCUUGUACAUUUAAGGAGAGCAGACGAGCAUGGUCUCAGCCAUCAAGGACAGCAUCUUGAAUAUUUGUUGUUUUAUGCUAAGAAAUUGAGCUAUCUUAUAAUGAGAGAAACUUGUAUAUAAACAAGUCUGCACAUUCUAACUUACAAGGGCUGAAUAAGAUAGGCAAUUUUGUUUCCUUGUCUUAAUUUUUACUGUAGUUGAAGUAUUUAAUGAAAAAAUGAUUAAUAUUCAUUUUUGUGAAAUUAGAGGAUCUAUAUUGAGAUCUUUAUUUUUGUUUUGGAGCCACACCUAAGCAGUGUGCAGAGACUAUUCUUGGCUUUAUUAUUUUUUUUCUUUUUGGCUUUUUGGGUCACACCUGGCAAUGCUCCUGGGUUACUCCUGUCUCUGCACUCAGUAACUGGUGUUGCUCAGGGGACCAUAUGGGAUGCUGGGUAUCAAACCCGGCUCAGCCGUGUGCAAGACAAAUGCCCUACCCACUAUACUAUAACUCUGGCCCUCCUCUUGGCUUCUUGAGCAGGAGUCACUCUUGGUGGUGCUUGUGGGACCACGUAGUGCUGGGGAUCAAAUCUGGGCCUCCUCGAUGCAAAACAUGCACUUCCGCCCAAUGAGCUCUCUCUCGGGCCCUUUAUUUUAUCUUGUUUGUGGAGUUUUCUAAUUACCAAACGCAGAAUUGGUAUUUUCACUUUUGAGUUAAAAAUUUUAACAAGUAUAUUUUAUAAGCAUCUAGAAUAGAAUGAUUAGACAUAAAAGUGGGAUUUGAAAUACUUAGGUAUGCAGACAAGUAACUAUAAAAACCUGUUGAAAUAAACACUCAUAUUUGGACGUGUUUCCUUAAAACAUAUGAAGCAUAAGUUUUAUGUCCUUGGUGUUACAUAUCCUUAUAGGUUUUUGUAUGGUAUCCUUUUUAUUUGGUUAAUCCUUGUGACAUUAAAAGCAUAUGUACUUUUAUUUAAUAGUCACAAAAAUCUUGAUUUUUGUCAUUUUAUUUUGAACCAAAAUUGUGGAGAAUAAGUAUAAUAACUUCUGACUUUCAUACUGGUUUUCUGAGUCCAUAAUGAAUCUGGUAUCAAAAGAUUGGAAAGAGUUC